Drosophila navojoa is the source of this 477-nucleotide messenger RNA. RefSeq lists its product as uncharacterized. NCBI's taxonomy places the organism in Eukaryota, Metazoa, Arthropoda, Insecta, Diptera, Drosophilidae. The record is from RefSeq and is a predicted model, not a curated record.
AUGAUACAGAAAAGAAUUGUGGAGAUCUUCAUCUUCGUUCUGUACUGGUUUGUCUUAUCGCCCAUGAUAGCAGUGCAGUGCGUUCAGUGGGGUUGGGUUAAAUGGGAUGAUAGCGAACUCUUUUUAUCGAUUAAGGAUGUAUGUGCCCUGGCGCUGGGAUUGGCCGCCUUUUAUCUGGUUGUCUACAUAAUAAUAGUGCUCAUUUAUCUAAAGCUUAAAACCUACUCAAUGAAAAUGUGGGUCACCCAUAAUCCCGCAAUAUCGAAUAUGAUUAAUCAUGAGCGACAAUAUUACGAUACCAAUGUUACGCCAAUGACGGAGCUGGAGCAGAUGAACACUCCUGCUACAGUGGAGCGGGAAAAUUUGGAGACUUGUGGCGUUAUUCAACAACCCGAGAGAAUUCAGCCAUUGAGCGAUGGGUGUUGUCAAGGGAGAACGCCGCCUCCGUCCUAUGAACAGAGCAUCAAUCAUGUUUAA